UUGUUAUGUAAACAUUAUCCAAAAAGACUGAUUUCACUGAUUCAUUGACCUUUGACCAUUUAUAUCUCGAUUGUUCAAAAACUACAGCUGUUUUAUGUCUGUUUUUCUGCCUUUCUGUUGAGUGAUUCGAUUUAUUUAGACUGCAUAAAUUUAGGAAACUGCCCUAUUAUUUUAUUCUUUAAUUUUCCUCAAUAAUAAUCAUGUCAUUGGCCAUACGAAACCUGAUUCUGAGGAAGAGCUCGGGAUGUCUCCUGCCAUCAAGGAAAAUGUCUUUAACGGCUCUGCCGUCAACGCACGAAAUGCUUCGAAAGACCUGCAGAGAUUUCGCUGAAGGUGAAUUAAAACCAAUUGCGGCCAAAUUGGAUCGAGAACAUCUGUUCCCAAAGGAGCAGAUUGACAAAAUGGGUAAGUUGGGUUUGAUGGCCAUAGAUGUGCCCGAGGAAUUGGGUGGAUCCGGUCUGGACUACUUGGCCUACGCUGUAGCCAUGGAGGAAAUUUCCAGAGGGUGUGCCUCGGCUGGGGUCAUUAUGAGUGUCAACAACUCACUCUACCUCGGACCUGUCAACAAGUUCGGCAACAAAAAGCAAAAGGAGCAGUUUGUCACCCCGUUCACUGAUGGCAGCAGAGUUGGUUGCUUUGCUCUUAGCGAACCAGGCAACGGAAGUGAUGCGGGAGCUGCUUCGACUACCUCCAAAGAUGGUGGCGACCACUGGCUCCUGAACGGAACCAAAUCGUGGAUCACCAAUGGCUACGAGUCAGAGGCCACUGUUGUUUUUGCCACCACUGACAAGGCAAAGAAGCACAAAGGCAUCAGCGCCUUUUUAGUUCCAAAACCCAUUGAAGGACUUGCUUUGGGAAAGAAGGAAGACAAAUUGGGCAUAAGAGCGUCAUCAACUUGCAACCUGGUUUUCGAAGACUGCAAAAUCCCAAAGGAAAAUAUUCUGGGAGAGCCAGGAAUGGGAUUUAAAAUUGCUAUGAUGACCCUAGACGCUGGCAGGAUUGGAAUUGCGUCUCAAGCUUUGGGAAUCGCCCAGGCCUCUCUUGAUUGUGCAGUCGAUUAUGCGUCCAAAAGAAUUGCCUUUGGAGCACCAAUUACAAAGCUGCAGAGCAUCCAGAAUAAAUUGGCCGAGAUGGCAAUGAGACUCGAGGCAGCGAGACUUCUGACCUGGCGUGCGGCCGCCCUGAAGGACGAGGGCAAGAACUACACCAAGGCGGCCGCCAUGGGCAAACUGGCCGCCUCGGAAGCGGCCACGUACGUUUCCCACCAGUGCAUCCAGAUCCUGGGCGGCAUGGGCUACGUUUCGGACAUGCCUGCUGAGAGGCACUACAGAGAUGCCAGAAUCACUGAAAUCUAUGAGGGCACCUCCGAGAUCCAAAGACUUGUCAUAGCAGGCAAUUUGCUCAAGGAGUACGGAGUCUAAUUUUUUUAUUGCGUUCAAUAUGCUUGGUUCGGUGCUGCACUGAUUGAUUUUGAAAGGAAUUAUUAUUGGAUAAUUACGGUGUUUGGUCCUAAAAUAAAAUUUUCCAUUACAGAAA
Neocloeon triangulifer is the source of this 1536-nucleotide messenger RNA. It is a transcript of the gene Arc42, whose product is annotated as short-chain specific acyl-CoA dehydrogenase, mitochondrial. Gene Ontology annotation, biological process: fatty acid beta-oxidation using acyl-CoA dehydrogenase; butyrate catabolic process. The transcript has 8 exons. Gene Ontology annotation, cellular component: mitochondrion. Gene Ontology annotation, molecular function: flavin adenine dinucleotide binding. NCBI's taxonomy places the organism in Eukaryota, Metazoa, Arthropoda, Insecta, Ephemeroptera, Baetidae. Bases 201 to 1421 code for a protein of 406 amino acids. The record is from RefSeq and is a predicted model, not a curated record.